AUCCUACAGCCUCAGCCUCCCGAGUAGCUGCGGCUACAGGCGUGCACCACCUACGCCCAGAUAAUUUUUUGUAUUUUUAGUAGAGACGGGGGUUUCACCGUGUUUAGCUAGGAUGGCCUCGAUCUCCUGACCUCGUGAUCCGCCCGCCUCGGCCUCCUAAAGUGCUGGGAUUACAGGCGUGAGCCACCGCACCCGGCGGCAAGGGGGGAUGUUAUUAAUCACCACUCCAGGACGACAGAGGGAAAAUGGCCUUGUACUGGACAAACUGGAAUAUCUGAUCAACCAUUAUACAGUGCAUGGAGUGGGAAGAGGAAUGGGGACUUUUUAAUUGUAUUUCUAAAAAGUAUCGUCUGUGGUGAAUCAGAAACAAAACUCGUUCUUUACCACAGGCAGUUUAAGCGCUGCCUGAAAGACCUAAGGACGGUAAACCACAGACAUGAGACACGGAACUUUGCGAAAACGUAGUCGUUUUAUAUACCGGGUACUUAUUGGAGUUACACUAGAGACUCACUCCUGGAGUUCAUCAGCCAAUCCAAAGUCCGAGCGUGAGAGCCAGAGCCUGUAGGAGAGGGCUGGGCAGGCCUCAGACCAGAGGAGUGGAGCCCCGCAUCACUCAACCCUGAGGGCGGAGCUAGCCCAGGCUCCCACACCCGACGCUCUGGCCCACACAGACGCUACUCUGUAGCAUUUCAGGUUCCCUCUGGCUGCACUCUGGAGGACCACACUCGUUUCUUUUUGGCUGCCAGAGGCCCCGCAUCCACCGCUGAGCUGGGAGAAAGAUGGCGGCAGCCGUGCGACAGGAUUUGGCCCAGCUCAUGAAUUCGAGCGGCUCUCAUAAAGAUCUGGCUGGCAAGUAUCGUCAGAUCCUGGAAAAAGCCAUUCAGUUAUCUGGAGCAGAACAACUAGAAGCUUUGAAAGCUUUUGUGGAAGCAAUGGUAAAUGAGAAUGUCAGUCUUGUGAUCUCGCGGCAGUUGCUGACUGAUUUUUGCACACAUCUCCCUAACUUGCCUGAUAGCACAGCCAAAGAAAUCUAUCACUUCACCUUGGAAAAGAUCCAGCCUAGAGUCAUUUCAUUUGAGGAGCAGGUUGCUUCCAUAAGACAGCAUCUUGCAUCUAUAUAUGAGAAAGAAGAAGAUUGGAGAAAUGCAGCCCAAGUGUUGGUGGGAAUUCCUUUGGAAACAGGACAAAAACAGUACAAUGUCGAUUAUAAACUGGAGACUUACUUGAAGAUUGCUAGGCUAUAUCUGGAGGAUGAUGAUCCAGUCCAGGCGGAGGCUUACAUAAAUAGAGCAUCGUUGCUUCAGAAUGAAUCAACCAAUGAACAAUUACAGAUACAUUAUAAGGUAUGCUAUGCACGUGUUCUUGAUUAUAGAAGAAAAUUCAUUGAAGCUGCACAAAGGUACAAUGAACUGUCUUACAAGACAAUAGUCCAUGAAAGUGAAAGACUAGAGGCCUUAAAACAUGCUUUGCACUGUACGAUCUUAGCAUCAGCAGGACAGCAGCGUUCUCGGAUGCUAGCUACUCUUUUUAAGGAUGAAAGGUGCCAGCAACUUGCUGCCUAUGGGAUCCUAGAGAAAAUGUACCUAGAUAGGAUCAUCAGAGGAAAUCAGCUUCAAGAAUUUGCCGCCAUGCUGAUGCCUCACCAAAAAGCAACUACAGCUGAUGGUUCCAGCAUCUUGGACAGAGCUGUUAUUGAACACAAUUUGUUGUCUGCAAGCAAAUUAUAUAAUAAUAUUACCUUCGAAGAACUUGGAGCUCUUUUAGAGAUCCCUGCAGCUAAGGCGGAAAAGAUUGCAUCUCAAAUGAUAACAGAAGGACGUAUGAAUGGAUUUAUUGACCAGAUUGAUGGAAUAGUUCAUUUUGAAACACGAGAAGCCCUGCCAACGUGGGACAAGCAGAUCCAAUCACUUUGUUUCCAAGUGAAUAACCUUUUGGAGAAAAUUAGUCAAACAGCACCAGAAUGGACAGCACAAGCCAUGGAAGCCCAGAUGGCUCAAUGAAUCCUUGCAGAACUUCUAUGCACAUGACAUCUUUUUCCAUGUUGUGCAGAUCAGUUUCACUAUCUCCAAAGCAUUUGCAUCAUGACCUUAUACAUUUCAAUCCCUUUUAUGCUGGAUUCCGUUUAAAGAAGACAUUAUUAGAGCAGGAAGUACAAGCAUUUAAAAAUAUGUAGUUCCCGUAUAUUUCAGGUUCUCUGUGUAUUAAGCUAACUCAGAUGUUUUGAAAGCUUUUUCUUUAAACAGAGGUGAAAUAUCUGUGGCUAAAAAGUUUGAGAUUUGUGAUAACUUUGUAGUCAUGUAAAACUUAAGUGCUUCAUGCCUCUCCAAAUGUGGUUAUUCAAUAAAUGGAGAAAUGAGCCAAAUAAAAGUAGUACUUUGUUUUUAGUUA
Molecule: messenger RNA, 2388 nt
Organism: Piliocolobus tephrosceles (Ugandan red Colobus)
Lineage: Eukaryota; Metazoa; Chordata; Mammalia; Primates; Cercopithecidae
Gene: COPS4
Product: COP9 signalosome subunit 4
Exons: 10
Coding region: 780-2000 (406 amino acids)
Cellular component (GO): cytosol; COP9 signalosome
Source: RefSeq, a predicted model, not a curated record